This is a messenger RNA of Linum tenue, 830 nucleotides long. The record is from the annotation of a GenBank genome assembly. NCBI's taxonomy places the organism in Eukaryota, Viridiplantae, Streptophyta, Magnoliopsida, Malpighiales, Linaceae.
UUUUAAAAAUCUUGUCUUUCUUUCUCAGGUGCCAUUUCCUCCAUUACAGCACCUGCAGCAAUCUAAUUCUGUGAUUGCUCUUUCUCUUCCUCUCCAUGUCUCUGCUUGCUCCCAUCAGCGGCUGCGGCCCUCUCCGCCGGCCGUCGGCCAUCAUGCAAGUUGGCCGGAGAUUCGCUACUUCCGCUGCUCUGUCUCCUUCUCGAGGAGAAACUGUGAACUGGGUCGAAGCAACCAACAGCGUUUUCGAGAAGGAUUCCCGACCCAUCAUGUUAUUCGACGGAGUGUGCAACCUUUGCAAUGGAGGUGUGCGAUUUGUUCGUCAAAACGAUCAAAACAGGAGAAUUAGGUAUGAGGCUCUCCAGAGCGAGUCAGGGAUGAAUCUUCUGAGGAGAUCAGGAAGAGCUCCAGAUGAUAUCUCCAGUGUGGUGCUUGUUGAAAAGGAUAGAUCAUAUGUGAAGUCUGAGGCUGUGAUGAAGAUAAUGGAAUACAUAGACUUGCCUUUCCCACAGCUAGCAUUCUUUCUACAGUUUGUGCCACUGUUCGUGAGAGAUUUUGUGUAUGACAAUGUGGCAAACAACCGGUACAAUCUGUUUGGUCGCUCAGAAUCGUGCGAGGUAUACUAUGAUUGACAAAGUCAGAACUUGUGUUCUUGUAAAAAGGAACAUAUAGUGUCAAUGUGUUUUACCAGUGUUCAUGUUUCCUUCUUUUUUCCUUGUGGACAAAAUAUGGAUAGAAGUGUACUCAUCAGUGAUGAUCUUGUAGAUGAGCUACAUGGUUCUAAAUUUGUAUCUCUAAGCUUGAUCGUAGAUACGGAUGUAUAUGUGUCUAGU